Helobdella robusta is the source of this 774-nucleotide messenger RNA. RefSeq lists its product as hypothetical. The record is from RefSeq and is a predicted model, not a curated record. Gene Ontology annotation, biological process: multicellular organism development; proteasome-mediated ubiquitin-dependent protein catabolic process. Gene Ontology annotation, molecular function: ubiquitin protein ligase activity; ubiquitin conjugating enzyme binding; zinc ion binding. Lineage: Eukaryota; Metazoa; Annelida; Clitellata; Rhynchobdellida; Glossiphoniidae. The transcript is spliced from 6 exons. The annotation marks the transcript as partial. Gene Ontology annotation, cellular component: cytoplasm.
CUUUCAAGUGGUAACAGUUCAAAUGAUUUGGCUUCACUAUUCGAGUGCCCGGUAUGUUUCGACUACGCCCUGCCACCUAUCAUGCAGUGUCAGAGCGGCCACAUAGUCUGUUCCCACUGUCGACCUAAACUGCAAUUUUGCCCCACCUGUAGAGGAGCUUUAGGUAACAUAAGAAACUUAGCGAUGGAAAAAGUUGCGAGUCAAGUCUUGUUUCCGUGUCGCUACAUGUCGAAUGGUUGCGAGGCUUCUCUACCACAUACAGAUAAGGCUAAUCACGAGGAUGGAUGCGAAUUUAGGCCGUACAAUUGCCCUUGCCCCGGAGCCUCCUGUAAAUGGCAGGGCAGUCUCGAACAGGUCAUGCCACAUCUACUACAACAGCACAAAAGUAUAACGACGCUACAAGGCGAGGACAUAGUAUUUUUAGCUACCGACAUCAACCUACCCGGGGCUGUUGACUGGGUCAUGAUGCAGACCUGCUUCGGCCAUCAUUUUAUGCUUGUUUUAGAGAAACAAGAAAAGUCUGAAGGCAAUCAGCUUUUUUAUACAAUUGUACAAUUAAUUGGGACAAGGAAACAAGCUGAAAGUUUUGCUUAUAGGUUAGAAUUAAACGGGCAGAAACGUCGGUUAACGUGGGAGGCCACGCCCCGAUCCAUCCACGACGGGGUCCAGUCUGCCAUCAACAGUAGCGACUGUUUAGUUUUCGACACAAACGUUGCUAGGCUCUUCGCUGACAAUGGAAACCUAAGCAUCAAUGUCACUAUAAACACGUGUUAA